Fusarium poae is the source of this 549-nucleotide messenger RNA. RefSeq lists its product as uncharacterized. The record is from RefSeq and is a predicted model, not a curated record. Lineage: Eukaryota; Fungi; Ascomycota; Sordariomycetes; Hypocreales; Nectriaceae. The coding region runs from base 1 to 549 and encodes 182 amino acids. The transcript is spliced from 2 exons.
AUGAAGUACUCCGUCGCUUUCGUUGCUCUCGCCGCUGUUGCCGCUCAGGCUCAGUCUCUUGCCGACGUCCCCAAGUGCGCCCUUCCUUGCCUCGACAAGGCUAUCGCCAGCGAGACCGACUGUGACAAGACCGACCUCGCCUGUGUCUGCAAGGGCUUCAGCGCUGUCCGAUCCGUUGCUACCUCUUGUGUCAUUAACGAGUGUGGUACCGACGUUGCCAUCAACGAGGUCCUCCCCGCUACCGAGGGUCUCUGCAAGAACCCUCCCAAGGAGUCUGAGGACAAGCCCUCCACUGCCGAGGAGAAGCCUACCACCACCAAGGUCGUUGUCAGCACCAGCGUCGCUGUCGUUGAGACCACCACCGCCGCCGAGGAGGAGAAGCCCACCACCACUGUCGCUCCUGUUGUUCCCACCACCGCUGCUGAGGAGCCCGUCGCCAGCACCCCCGCUGCCACCCCUUCCAAGGGCCCUGAGCAGACCAACGGCGCUGCUAGCCUCACUGGUCUCGGUGCCCUUGCCAUGGCUGCUUUCGCUGCCCUUGCUCUGUAA